AUGAAGGUGGCUUCCGAACUGACCGAUGAGCGUGUAUUUGCGCGGCUCAAAGCGUACAACAGCGCCGGCGAGGGAUCCGAGUCGGAGUACGUCUACGUCAACGGCAAACCCAUAACGUGCCGGCGAUGCAAGCGCAAGAGACUGGUGUCUGAGACGCCCGAACAGUUGCAGUUCAAGACGUGCAACCCGUGUCGCGUGAUUGAGCGAGCGCAGAAGCGACGCGGGGCGAAAAACAGCGUCAUCAAGAACAGAGAGGAGUACGACAUGAUCCAGCAGAUUCGAGGUCUGGAUACCGAUUUGGAGACGGCGGCUGUGGCCGAUGCUCCGCGCACAAAAUCCGAGAAACCGCUCGAGACGACCCCUGACGUGCCGCAGUCGUCUACGGCGUCGCCCUCCGAGCAGCCCGACGGGUUGGGGCUUGAGAAAGACUCGCUGGUCGAGCACGACACCACAACACAGUCUCGGGCAGACGCGAAGGCUGAGCUGCAGCAGCGACUGGUGAGUCUGCCCCAGGGCGACCUGGGCCACCCCACCGGCGAGCAGGAUCCGCGGCGACCUGCGUCUGUGUGCGUUUGCUGCGGCCAGAACACCAACGGCCUCGACGACCUGUGUUCUCCGUGCGAAAACAGAGACUCGGUCAUCAAAUCGCUCGACUACUAUCUCGAGCUGCUCCAGCUCAACCACGAACAGGAGCUGAGCAACAUAGUGUUCACGACGAACGAGCCGCACACACAGCUUCUCGCAAGGACGCCCGCCAAAGAAUUAACGCCCGCCACGCUGCUCCUGCGACUGUACGAGAAAUACAUUCUCGCCAUCAGCAAGGCCACAGGCUACGACUUCAAGUAUCAAACAGAGUCUGAAUUUUCGCGCAAGUGCUGUGAUCCUGUUCAGAUGAAAGUGCGCGAGUGUCUGAAAUGCGUCAACGAGAUAGACAUGCUUUUCCAGAACGACGACAUCGACUCCGAGCUCAUGGCUUUGCAAUCGUCGCCCGUGGACCAGACCCCGGCCAAGACGCCCUGCCACUCGCUGAUUUUCGUGUCGUACAACGCGCGUUCCGGAAGACUCGUGAUCAGCUUCACGCAUCAGCCGCACCGCUGA
Molecule: messenger RNA, 1098 nt
Organism: Ogataea haglerorum
Lineage: Eukaryota; Fungi; Ascomycota; Pichiomycetes; Pichiales; Pichiaceae
Exons: 1
Coding region: 1-1098 (365 amino acids)
Source: RefSeq, a predicted model, not a curated record